Molecule: messenger RNA, 2723 nt
Organism: Perca fluviatilis (European perch)
Lineage: Eukaryota; Metazoa; Chordata; Actinopteri; Perciformes; Percidae
Product: nuclear factor 7, brain-like
Exons: 2
Coding region: 243-1637 (464 amino acids)
Molecular function (GO): protein binding; zinc ion binding
Source: RefSeq, a predicted model, not a curated record
ACAGGUUAUUAUUCUGCCUCACUGAGACGACACACACACUGAGAGACGGACGGUAAGAUUUACCUUCAGACCAACACUUCCACUAUGAGAGGACAUUUACAAAAAGGAAUAUUGGGAACAUUGGUACACUACCACUUCAAGUGAUUUACAACAACAAAGACUCAAAGUGAAAGUAAGUUUGAGGGAACAGGGAGUGUCUGAGCUGUCUGCCUGCUGUGUUUUCUGCUUCACUCAGAGACUAAAUGGCUUCCAGAUUAGAGGAAGAUCUCUGCUGUCCUGUCUGCCAUGAAGUCUUUAAAGAUCCUGUCAUCCUGUCAUGUAGCCACAGCUUCUGUAGAGACUGUCUGCAGAGCUGGUGGACAGAUAGACCGAUAAGAGACUGUCCAGUUUGUAAGGAAAGAUCUUUGUUUGAACCCCCUUUAAACCGGAGGUUAAAAAACCUGUGUGAGAGUUUCCUACAGGAGAGAGAUCAGAGAGUUUCAGAGGCUCUCUGCAGUCUGCACUCUGAGAAACUCAAACUCUUCUGUCUGGACCAUCAGCAGCCAGUGUGUGUCGUCUGCAGAGAUUCAGAAAAACACUCCAAACACAGAAUCAGACCCAUCGAUGAAGCUGCACGACAACACAAGAAGAAACUUCAGGAAACUCUGGAGCCCUUAAAGGAGAAGUUAAAGGUUUUUGAACAACUUAAAGUGAAGUUUGAUCAUACUGCAGAACACAUGAAGGUCCAGGCCCGACGCACAGAGACCCAGAUUAAGGAUCAGUUUAAGAAGCUUCACCAGUUUCUAGAAGAGGAAGAGGAGGCCAGGAUGGCUGCACUGAGGGAGGAAGAGGAGCAGAAGAGUCAGAGGAUGAAGGAGAAGAUGAAGGCUCUGGGCACAGAGAUAGCAGCUCUUUCAGACACAGUCAGAGCCACAGAGGAGCAGCUGAGAGCUGAAGAUGUCUCAUUCCUGAUCAACUACAAGGCUGCAGUGGAAAGAGUCCAGCAGCGCCCCCUGCUGGAGGAUCCACAGCUGCUCUCAGGAGCUCUGAUAGACGAGGCCAAACACCUGGGCAACCUGAGCUUCAACAUCUGGAACAAGAUGAAGGACAUGGUCUCCUACACUCCUCUGGUUCUGGACCCAAACACUGCUCAUCCAUAUCUCAUCCUGUCUGAAGAUCUGACCAGUGUGAGACUAGGAGGAGAGCUACAGCAGCUUCCUGAUAAUCCAGAGAGGAUUGAUUCAUUAUGCUCCCUCUCUGUCCUGGGCUCUGAGGGCUUUAACUCAGGGACUCACAGCUGGGUUGUCGAGGUUGGAGACCAUACAUUCUGGUCACUGGGUGUGUUAGCAGAGUCUGUUCAGAGGAAGGGAGACAUAUGCUCUGGAUUAUGGAGAAUAGGGUUCAGUUUAGCUGUUUUAUCUAGAGCAUUGUCUCCAUCAGGUCCAGACACUGAUUUCCUGGUGAAUAAGCAGCUCCAGAGGAUCAGAGUGACUCUGGACUGGAACAGAGGAAAUCUGUCCUUCUCUGAUCCUGAUACUAACACACACAUACACACCUUCACACACACUUUCACUGAGAAGAUGUUUCCAUUCUUUGAAACUGGGGGUGAACUGAAGGUUUCCCCAGUGAAGGUCUGUGUGACUGUAGAACAGAAAUAGAAGAAGUCCAUGUUUCAGAUUUUGGUGGUGGGAGGGACUUCCCUUUGAUUAUCAAAUAUAUCUUUAAUAGGGCUCGGUACUGAAUUUAGAUACUUUCAGGCACUGAUUGAAUUUGGUCAGAAAUCAAACUGCUACAAGCCUUCUAGGCUACUUCUACUUGGAGAGAAGUUAAAUGUUUCAACCAUUAAUCCAUUAACGUUGAUUUAAGGCAUUACUUUAGGUAACUAUUUCAACUGUUAGCUACUUUAACCGUUUCUCAAAUAAUUUAGCUAAAUAUGUGAACUGUUUAGUCAUUACUUUUAGCUAAACUUCUGUGCUUGCUUGUUAAUCAGUUUUCACGCUCUAACAUAACCGCAACAUGUAGUGUUCAGGUGUUACAGGUGAUGAUGUAACUACGACAUGUAGUGUUCAGGUGUUACAGGUGAUGAUGUAACUACAACAUGUAGUGUUCAGGUGUUACAGGUGAUGAUGUAACUACGACAUGUAGUGUUCAGGUGUUACAGGUGAUGAUGUAACUACAACAUGUAGUGUUCAGGUGUUACAGGUGAUGAUGUAACGGCCGGUAGGACACCGUUGCGUUGACUGUUCUGAACUGAAGCAGUGCAAAGCAUCAUGGGAACAUGUUCUGAACUGAAGCAGUGCAAAGCAUCAUGGGAACAUGUUCUGAACUGAAGCAGUGCAAAGCAUCAUGGGAAUAUGUUCUGAACUGAAGCAGUGCAUCAUGGGAACAUGUUCUGAACUGAAGCAGUGCAAAGCAUCAUGGGACCAUGUUCAGAACUGAAGCCGUGCAUCAUGGGACCAUGUUCUGAACUGAAGCAGUGCAUCAUGGGACCAUGUUCUGAACUGAAGCAGUGCAAAGCAUCAUGGGAACAUGCUCUGAACUGAAGCAGUGCAUCAUGGGAACAUGUUCUGAACUGAAGCAGUGCAUCAUGGGAACAUGUUCUGAACUGGUCCUGUCCUAGUUUAAGUGUUGUGUUAUCUGGUUUUAGUGUUGUGUGGUUGAUUUAGUGUUCAUGUUUAUCUACAUUUGUUGGGUUGGGGGAUUGCCUCAGGGCAGUGUCAAUAAAAUAGCUUGGAAAUUAGUAA